CCACGCUUCUUUGACUCUCUCCGCCAUGGACAGGAAACGACCGCUAGAGGGUAAUGGCGAAGCGAGUGGUAGCAACAAGAAACUCAAAAGCUCCGGUAUUUCGCAAGCAGCAAUCAUUGCGCAAAAACGUGCCGAAAUCGCCGCCAAGGUCGCUGCCAUGAAUAGCGGCGGUGCGAAGAUCGCUGCACCGACACCUGUGAAGCCUAUCGCGUCCGCCGUGCCUAUGGUCAAGAGCGCCUCGUCCACACCCCCUGGUCUCCCGGACGACCUCGCCAAGAAGAUUGCAGAGGCGAAGAAAAAGGUCGUGGCUGCUCAGAGCAAGUUGGCCGUGAAGGAUAAUCCUUACAUGUCGAUUCCGCAAACUGGAAAGAACAAGAAUAGACCGGCUGAGCCUGCCCAACAAGGUGCAGGUUUGAAGAUGGCCGCGCAUCCGCUGCUGUUGGAUCAUACGCCGGCUGCACCUCAAUCGAAGAAGGAUCGAUAUAAGCCCAUGCAACCCAAGUUUGCGUCAAUCAAAGCUAAUACGCGAAACGUCCCAACACCCCCUCCAGCGCCAACCCCAGUACCUAUCAUGGAAUCUGCCAAUCCUUACGCAUCCAAGGAAACGAUCGAAGGAGCUCCCAAGGAUCGCAUGGGUCGCAACUUCCGGUUCAACCCCAAGGGCAAGUACGUCGCGUUGGCGGACCAGCUGCGAAAGGAGGCGCAGCUCGAAGCGCUCAAGCACCGAAUUGCGGAGAGCGCGAGAAAGGCAGGGUUGGAUAGCGAUAUGGGGAUUGAGAAAAGCGUCAAGCGCGCUCCUCCUCCCGAAGCAGAGUGGUGGGAUGCUGCGUUGCUGCCCAAUAAGACGUACGAUGAUUUGUCGUAUGGAAUUCAAGCGAUGAAUAUCAAGACGUCGGAUUCUCCGAUUACGAUAUAUAUCCAACAUCCUAUUCCUAUCCCGGCGCCUGGAGACAAGGACAAGGUGGCAUUGAAGCCUAUGAAAUUGACGAAAAAGGAGCAAAAGAAGAUGCGUAAGCUGCGCCGUGCAGGGGAGCUGCAAGACAAACGGGACCGAAUUCGUAUGGGACUGUUGCCUCCUGAUCCUCCUAAAGUGCGUCUCGCGAAUCUGAUGAGAGUUCUGACGAGCGAUGCGGUACAAGACCCGACAAGGGUCGAGGCGCGGGUAAGGCGAGAGGUUGCGAUGCGCAAACAUGGGCACGAGAAGAUGAAUGCGGAGCGGAAGCUUACGGACGAGCAGAGGAGGGAAAAGGUGGAGAACAAAAAGUCAGAUGAGGAGAAGAAGGGUAUACACGGGGCGGUGUUCAAGGUGAAAACGCUCACGGAUGGGUCUCAUCGGUUCAAGGUCCGGAAGAAUGCCGAGCAGAUGAACCUCAGCGGGUUGUGCAUCUUCAAUCCAAACUUUAGCAUGAUCUACGUGGAGGGAGCGGCGAAGUUUAUACGGAAUUACAAGCGGCUUAUGAUGCAUCGGAUUGUUUGGACGGAGGCGUCGAGACCGCGGGGCGGGGAAGAAGUAGAGUUGCAAGAGGAUGGAGAUGCAGAAGGAGAUGGGAAGAAGGAGGAAGAGGUGUCGUUGGAGGACAACAAGUGCUGGGAACGAGCGUUCAGUUCGUUCAAGGCGAAGAGUUGUCCGACGGACUCUGCUGCGAAGGAGGUUCUUGGGGAGAGGUUGAAGGGGUAUUGGGACCAAGCAAAGAAUUGGAAGGGUGAGGAGGAGGAGCUGUUUUGAUACAAGUCUAAUAUAAUUUUUCUGGGAUUGCUAGAUUUGAUGUUGUGUCAUUGGUACAGGUGAAAUAUAGUUGCUAUUUCAUUAUCUGCAUAACAGAGGAGUGUGUUCAUAUCAUUGGUGCACAUACCUUGGCUGUUAAGUAUCUCAGAU
This is a messenger RNA of Desarmillaria tabescens, 1876 nucleotides long. RefSeq names its product pre-mRNA processing factor 3-domain-containing protein. The transcript is spliced from 10 exons. The record is from RefSeq and is a predicted model, not a curated record. Gene Ontology annotation, cellular component: U4/U6 x U5 tri-snRNP complex. Gene Ontology annotation, biological process: mRNA splicing, via spliceosome. NCBI's taxonomy places the organism in Eukaryota, Fungi, Basidiomycota, Agaricomycetes, Agaricales, Physalacriaceae. The coding region runs from base 26 to 1726 and encodes 566 amino acids.